Messenger RNA from Cannabis sativa, 3655 nucleotides. Its product is annotated as probable alpha-mannosidase At5g13980. Gene Ontology annotation, biological process: mannose metabolic process. The record is from RefSeq and is a predicted model, not a curated record. The coding region runs from base 260 to 3298 and encodes 1012 amino acids. Gene Ontology annotation, molecular function: alpha-mannosidase activity; carbohydrate binding. Lineage: Eukaryota; Viridiplantae; Streptophyta; Magnoliopsida; Rosales; Cannabaceae. The transcript is spliced from 28 exons.
AUAGUAUAGUAUCGAUCAUGCAUUGAUUUUGUAUUCUUUCUUUGUCUAUUCUCAUACUUGGAAUCGAACAAGUAGUAAGUGACAACAUUACUAUUGAAAAAGAAAGAAGAAAAAAAGAAAAGUUGGUACAUACAUCCUUAUAUAUAUAUAUACAUACAUACAGAGAGACUCUGUUUUCACUCGUGAAGCGAUAGUAAUGAAAACCCAAUUGGGGUCUGAUCUGAUCUGAGCUAGUUUGUUAAUUACUUAUUACUCCGUGAUGGCGAUCAGAGCUUGGUUGCUGUUGUUCAUGGCGGUAGCUCUGUUUUCAUGGACUGGACACUCUAAGUUCAUUGCUUACAACACUACUUCCACUAUUGUUAAUGGAAAGAUCAAUGUUCAUUUGGUUCCCCAUACUCACGAUGAUGUUGGAUGGUUGAAGACCAUUGAUCAGUACUAUGUUGGCUCCAACAACUCCAUUCAGGAUGCUUGUGUUCAAAACGUGUUGGAUUCAUUAGUUCCCGCACUGUUGGCUGAUAAGAAUCGCAAGUUCAUUUACGUAGAACAGGCAUUUUUCCAGCGUUGGUGGGAUGAACAGAGUGAGGUUGUUAAAAGCACAGUCAAGAAACUAGUCAACUCUGGUCAACUAGAGCUCAUAAAUGGGGGUAUGUGCAUGCACGAUGAGGCUGCAACUCAUUACAUUGAUAUGAUUGAUCAGACUACUCUUGGCCAUCGCUUUAUAAAGGCUGAGUUUAAUGUCACUCCUAGAAUUGGUUGGCAGAUUGAUCCAUUUGGUCAUUCUGCCGUACAAGCCUACCUGUUAGGAGCUGAGGUUGGAUUUGACUCUUUUUUCUUUGGGAGAAUUGACUACCAAGAUAGAGCUAAGCGAAAAAAUGACAAGACCCUUGAGGUUGUCUGGCGAGGAUCUAAGAGUCUUGGCUCAUCUUCACAGAUCUUUGCUGGGGCUUUUCCUGAGAAUUAUGAACCUCCCAGCAGAUUUUACUACGAAGUUAAUAGUGGUACGGAUGAUCCUAUUGUGCAAGAUAAUCCAAAUUUGUUUGACUACAAUGUGAUGGAGCGUGUGAAUCAAUUUGUGGCUGCUGCUAUAUCACAAGCUAACAUUACUCGUACAAAUCAUGUCAUGUGGACAAUGGGGACAGAUUUCCAGUACCAAUAUGCAAGAACAUGGUUUCGGCAGAUGGACAAGUUUAUUCAUUAUGUUAACCAAGAUGGGCGUGUAAAUGCCCUGUACUCAACCCCAUCAAUAUACACUGAUGCAAAACAUGCAGCAGAUGAGUACUGGCCAUUAAAGAGCGAAGACUACUUCCCCUAUGCAGACAAACAAAAUGCAUAUUGGACUGGUUAUUUUACUAGCAGACCAGCCCUUAAAGGCUAUGUUAGAGUGACAAGCGCCUACUAUUUGGCAGCAAGGCAGCUAGAGUUUUUUAGGGGAAAGAGUAAAGCUGGGCCGAACACAGACUAUCUUGCUGAUGCUUUAGCAAUUGCUCAACAUCAUGAUGCAGUUAGUGGUACAUCGAAACAACAUGUUGCAGAUGAUUAUGCAAAAAGAAUAGCAAUUGGUUACUCUGAGGCUGAGAAGGUUGUUGCAGCAUCGCUUUCACAGUUAACAAAUUCGGCAUCAAAAACUGGUUACAACCACUCUUCUAUAAAGUAUCAACAGUGUCCACUUUUGAACAUCAGCUAUUGUCCCCCAUCAGAGGUUGAUCUGUCAAAGGGAAAAAAUCUGGUUAUUGUAGUUUAUAACCCCUUGGGAUGGAAAAGAGAGGAUGUUGUUAAGAUUCCAAUUGUGGAUGAGAAUGUGGUGGUUAAGGAUUUUAGAGGAAAGGAAAUUGAAUCACAGUUCAUACCUCUGUCUCAUGUUUCUGUGGCCAUAAGAAAAUACCAUGCAAAGGCCUAUUUGGGAAAACUUCCAAAAGUGACACCUCGCUAUUGGCUCGCAUUUUCUGCCAUUGUACCACCUCUUGGAUUCAGUACUUACACUGUCUCAAGUGCCAAAGGGGCAGCAGCUGGUGGUGGUUCUGAGAAAGAAUCAGUGAAUGUGUCAGCUAGAAAUGAAGAUCAUAAAAUUCAAGUGGGAUCAGGAAACUUAAAACUUUUUUAUUCUAAAAAGAGUGGACAACUUACAAAAUACAUUAACAAAAGAAGCAUGGUGGAUGAGUCAGUAGAACAAUCCUUUGGCUAUUACUCUGGAGAUGAUGGAAGUGUAGAUAUGCAGGCCUCAGGAGCAUACAUAUUUCGUCCUAAUCUCACUUAUCCUAUUAGAUAUGAAAAGAAGGUUCCUCUUACUGUUUUCCGGGGACCAAUAUUGGAUGAAGUACAUCAGAGAAUCAAUUCAUGGAUAUAUCAGAUCACUAGAGUGUUCAAGAGAAAAGAACAUGUCGAAUUUGAGUUUUCUAUUGGACCAAUACCAAUCAAUGAUGGAAUUGGAAAAGAGAUAGUAACAAAAAUCUCCAGCAGUUUGAAAAGCAACAAAAAAUUCUAUACAGAUUCUAAUGGGCGUGAUUUUAUCGAGAGGAUUCGAGAUUAUAGGAAAGACUGGAACCUGGAAGUAAAUCAACCUGUUGCAGGAAACUAUUACCCAAUCAAUCUUGGCAUUUAUACAAAGGAUAAGAGCUCUGAGCUCUCAUUGUUGGUGGAUAGAGCAGUGGGUGGAUCCAGCAUUGUGGAUGGGCAAUUAGAACUUAUGCUUCACAGGAGGUUGCUCGAAGAUGAUGAUCGAGGAGUGGCAGAGGCACUAAAUGAAACAGUUUGCAUUGCUGAUAACUGUCAAGGCCUAACUAUUGUAGGAAAGUACUACCUCAGAGUUGAUCCCCUAGGAGAAGGUGCUAAAUGGCGUCGAUCUUAUGGCCAAGAAUUAUAUUCUCCAUUUCUGUUAGCAUUUACAGAACAGGAUGAACACAACUGGAAUUCCCAUGUUCCAACGUUUUAUGGUAUGAGCCCCUCCUAUGCUUUACCAGAUAAUGUUGCAAUACUGACUCUGCAGGAGCUAGAAGGUGGAAAAGUCCUCCUUCGAUUGGCACACUUGUACGAGGUUGGAGAAGAUAAAGAUCUUUCCAUUAUGGCAAGUGUAGAAUUGAAAAAGGUGUUCAACAAUAAGAAGAUAAAUAGCAUAGAAGAGACCAGUUUAUCUGCUAACCAAAAAAGAUCAGAAAUGGAGAAAAAGAGACUAGUCUGGAAAGUUAAAGGCUCUUCUAAAGAGCCAAAGGUAUUAAGGGGAAGACCAAUUGAUCAAAAAAAUCUAGUUGUGGAGCUUUUUCCAAUGGAAAUCAGAACCUUCAUUAUUAACUUCUACUCUUGAUGAUCAACAACUGAAUAGUACAAGCCCCCUGCAACAAAUUUCUUUUUCUUCUUUGAAAAUCAGAGAAGAGAUCUUUAUGGUUGGGUUUCACUUUGCAGAUUCCAUGCAAGAAAAUUGGCAUUGGAAACAAAGUAUUUUCAUAUUUUUCCAUUUGGGGUUCAUGCAAGGCUAGUCAAACUAUUGAAGCUUAAUUCAGCGGUCUUCACAUCCAUAAGAAUAAAUGUGUAAUCAUAAGAAUAAGAAGUCAAUAUAGAAUGCUAUUUUGUUCUGCUUAGGAGGAAUAAAAUAUUCUGCCAACCAAAAUCAGUUUAUGGCAUUUAGUGUCAUAUAUGAUAUAUGAGUUUUUCUUGAUUAUUA